AUGAAGAGAGAUUGUCACUUUAGUAAUCCGCGUCGAAAAACUCUAGUUCUAGAGUCACGACUCAAAGAUCUCGAAGCGAAAGCAAAAGCAUACGACCUGCUCUUUAAGAACGAGUCGCACCAGCAUGUGGACCACGAUACGUCAGAAGCGGAAGAAAUAGAAAGCGAUGACUCGAUGUUUGAAACGUCGUCGUCAGAUGCGCUGAUCCAGAAAGUGAUGAGGAUUAAAAGAUUACGAGAGAUCAAGGUCGACAAGCCCAGUCUGUUUGAAAUUGAAAAGUUGUCUGGUAAUCCGCAAUUGUCCUCGUUCGAUGUGAAGUACGCAGAGUUCUUGAUGAUGAAAACGCUCACAGCCAUUUUCCUGCCUUUGGAACCCGAAGGCUUAAAGCAAAAGUUCAUCGAAUACAGCGCCUCUGGGUCUCUGAAAUUUCCAUCUUGCGACGAUGACUACUGGAAACAGCUUCUGAUGAUCACCAUCGCUAUGGGGCAGCUGUGGGAUUCUUCCUCUGCCACAUCAGCUCAGAUUUAUCCUGGGUAUGACUUUUUCAUUGCCACGUUGGCCUCCAUAGAUCUUACUCACUCUCUUCGCCAUCCAAGGUUGAUUGAGGUUUGCAACUGCAUCUGCUACUAUUUCAGAGCUAUUGGGGACGAGAAAAAUGCACUGUUUUACUCGAACGUUGCAAUUGAGCUGGCCGUUCUGAUGCGGUUGUACGUUCCCGAUCCAUCAGAAAGAGAUAAGCUCCAAGAGUAUCGAAAGCAACUUUGGUGGAAAACUUACACUAUCAACAGGUUCAUUGACCUCAAAGUUGGGGACCCGCUGUUGAUAAACAGACAUCUGAUCAAGAUCGGGUUCCCGCGUACAUUCUUUGACCCUGUCCCUGGAGGAGGUGACAGCCCAGACGCCAGCUACAUUAGUAGCUACUUCAAUUUGGCUCUGCUAUCAGAGGAUAUAAUCAACGUCAUAUAUCUUAAAGCUGGUCUGCAGUCGGGAAAGCAGAAGUAUCUCAAGUCUGUGUGGGAGGUGAUCCAGAAGAUUUUGGACUGGACCAAAGGUCUUCCAGAAAAAUAUAAAGCGCACGAGCUCGUAAACCUUCCUCUCGAUAAGAAACGAUGGUGUGGGUCUUUGCACUUAAUUCACUGCUUUGUUGUUCAUGUUGCUACGAUUCCGAUUUUUCUCAGAGUGAUCAAAAAGAAGCAAGAGAAUAAAGCAUUGGGUUUGGAAUACGAGUUCGAGGAAUUGCCCAAUCUGGUGGCUACUUUGUUGACAAUAUGUUUUAACUUUGCAUGUCAGGCUUUGGAGGUUGUCGCAAUGCUUUACAGCAACAACAUACUUGCAGUCUUUGGUCCUAUGGAUUUAGAUCACCUCUAUGGAGCUUCCAUGACGUUCUACAUGGCUAUGCUUCUAGGCUACAAACAGUUCCCCAAUGCAGAGCAAUCGCUGCAAAAAUGUCUUCGAUACGCCAAGUUCAUGGCCGAUAGUGGAAACAAGCGGGCUAAAGAAGAAUACAGAUUUUUGAUCAAUGCGAUCAAGGAACUCAAACAGUCAGAUUCGGAGGACUUUUCUGUUUUGGGAGAUAUCGAGCUUCCCAUCCAUGCAGAAAGCCAGUCACCGAUAUUCGAGCCACCGAACAACCUUGACUUCCUAUCUGAGAUUGACGCGCAGUUCUGGGAAGAGGUCUACAUGCAAGGUCCGGAAAUUAACUACUCGUUAGACUCGGGAGAUUUCUUUGAGAAUCUGAUAUGA
This is a messenger RNA of Ogataea philodendri, 1743 nucleotides long. RefSeq lists its product as uncharacterized. The record is from RefSeq and is a predicted model, not a curated record. Bases 1 to 1743 code for a protein of 580 amino acids. The transcript has a single exon. Lineage: Eukaryota; Fungi; Ascomycota; Pichiomycetes; Pichiales; Pichiaceae. Gene Ontology annotation, molecular function: zinc ion binding; DNA binding. Gene Ontology annotation, biological process: DNA-templated transcription.